GAGCCGUUCCUCCGACCCAUCGCCAUUUUGUGCUUGUUUUGUGCUGAAGGCAGCGCAGCUUAAACCAGCAGAUUAAACCCAAACCAGCCGCUCAAACUCCGUUACCGUCCGAAAGGAAAGGGAAUCUUAUCGUAUGUCCGCUAUCCAGAACCUCCAAACCUUCGACCCCUUUGCUGAUGCAACUAAGGGUGAUGAUCGGCUCCCAGCUGGGACUGAGGACUACAUCCACAUAAGAAUCCAGCAGCGGAACGGCAGGAAGACUCUGACCACUGUUCAGGGCAUUGCCGACGACUAUGAUAAGAAGAAGCUAGUCAAGGCCUUCAAGAAGAAGUUUGCCUGCAAUGGCACAGUGAUUGAGCACCCUGAGUAUGGUGAAGUGAUCCAACUGCAAGGUGACCAACGCAAGAAUAUCUGCCAGUUCCUGACUGAUAUCGAACUGGCCAAAGAGGAGCAGCUCAAGGUCCACGGUUUCUAGAAGCGUCGCUGACCCGCCCCCACCCUGACCCCAACACUGACUCCCCCCUCCCCCUCGCUGGUAUUCCCCCCCUCCCCUCCCCCAGCCCCGUACAUAACAAACACUGAAAAUGAAAGUGAUGGCGUCUGACCUGAGACUCUCCAGCAGAAGGGCUUCGUUAUCGAAAAGCCCCGUCCAGUUACAUCAUGGACAGUCAAUAACACAAAUAAUGCGGGAUGAAUGGUGAUUUAUUAUUUUUCCUCUCCUCUCCCCCUUCCUCCUCUCCUUUUUUAGUUAAUCUUGUGCUUUCAAGCACAGUUUCAUGUGUUUUGUUUUGUACAACAUGUUUCAAUAAAAAUCCUCGAUGCUACAUUUUGCACAAUCCUCCAGUUGUUGGUUUAAGUGGGGUUGGGUUGGGGGGGCAGGUUCGGGUGAAGACUGACUGAGAACAUGAUGUUUUGUGUUUUUAUUAAUUCUCCGCCGUAACGGAUCAUGUUUGUGACGUGGGUCGGCCUGAUUAUCAUGGGGCACCGAGCGCGGAGAACCCACCUUAACUUUAAUAUUUGCUUCUGAACCUUUUUAUUUUCCACUCUUAUUUUUAAAUAUGCAUAAUUUCAAUUUUCUAAAAUUGUAAUACCGUUUUGUUUUGACUGGAAUAAACUAAAUAUCCCUUAC
This is a messenger RNA of Colossoma macropomum (tambaqui), 1129 nucleotides long. RefSeq names its product eukaryotic translation initiation factor 1 (gene eif1). The coding region runs from base 134 to 475 and encodes 113 amino acids. Gene Ontology annotation, biological process: translational initiation. The record is from RefSeq and is a predicted model, not a curated record. Gene Ontology annotation, molecular function: ribosomal small subunit binding; translation initiation factor activity; RNA binding. The transcript has 4 exons. Lineage: Eukaryota; Metazoa; Chordata; Actinopteri; Characiformes; Serrasalmidae. Gene Ontology annotation, cellular component: eukaryotic 43S preinitiation complex.